AUGGCAACGGAGGAAGAGUGUUUUUGUUGCCAAGAACUGGCGGAACUGAAUCAAAAGUUCAGUGAAUCAGGUUUGUUUUUGUUUUAGGUUGCUUCUUUUCCCUCGAUGUAUACACUACGAAUACUGAGAAGGACAUUGCGGUCAAAAGGAUUAUUCAUUAUUUGUUUUUGUCAGUUAGGAGUUGGAUGUAUUACGGAGCACGCCAAAUUCAGGAUUGUUUGCUUUGAUACUGACGUGUUAAAUACUGCUCUAGUGGCAAUUCACAACAUACGCUGUAAUCCCUUGCCAGAUCUCAUUGAGAACAGGUGAGUUGUUGCUUUGUUUUUUUUUUUUUUGGCCCGAAGGAUCGUACCACCAAGCGUGUACUGUGUACUGUAUGAAAUAUUUUCUAUUUAUGCUUAUUUUGCUUUUUCAAUUUUCCUAGAACUUGGCGCUUAGCAGCUUAUCGCCAGUUUACAUGGUGGGCACAUGGCGCCUUAAGAAAAAAAAAUCGGCGAGUGAUUCCAGCGUGUGUUGUGAAAGCCAUUCGACACGAGUUUCCCGAUGAAACUGGACAAUAUGCCGGGUUCAAGGAAGCAGAACUCGAGCUCAGUUAG
Porites lobata is the source of this 596-nucleotide messenger RNA. NCBI's taxonomy places the organism in Eukaryota, Metazoa, Cnidaria, Anthozoa, Scleractinia, Poritidae. The record is from the annotation of a GenBank genome assembly.